AUGGACAAGAUCAACGCUAGCCCUCUAGCGAGGCCUUUCUUCGAGGAUUUGGGUCUGGAUGAUCAACAUGUCUUUCUGGGAGCCGAUCGUCGCUUGGUUGUUUAUCCCUGCCGAUCCAAAACUCUCCUCAAUGUUGUCGCCAUCCAUCCUGCUGAGAACGACAGUCUAGAGACCGAAUCUUCCUGGCUCUCGGGCGGCAAUAUGGAGGAUUUGCUGCACACAUACCGAGACUUUGGACCGGAGCUGAUUGAGAUGUGCCGCCUGGGAGAAGAUUUGAAACUCUGGAGUCUGGCAACGCGUGAGCCCCCGAAGACAUUUUACCGAGGCAAGACAGUCUUGGUUGGUGAUGCAGCCCAUCCAAUGCUUCCUCAUCAAGGCCAGGGUGGCGCACAAGCGCUUGAAGACGGCGCGGCUUUGGGUGCCCUAUUGCCAUACGACACCUUGUCCAGUCAGGUCAACCGAAGACUACAGCUGUUCAACAAGGUCAGAUAUGCGCGCACAAUCACUGUCAUGGUCAUGUCAAGCACCAGUGACGAUAGGCGUGCCGAGAAGAUGCCAGAGCUCCAACGAUACGUCCCCGAUGCUCGCCUCCCAAAAAACAUGUUUGAGUAUACGUGGAGUUCGUACGCCACGCUCGAGGCUCGGAGGGCUUUGGAAGAAGAUUUGGGAGCGAGCUUUGGACCUUCUGCUAGGCUUUGA
Molecule: messenger RNA, 699 nt
Organism: Colletotrichum chrysophilum
Lineage: Eukaryota; Fungi; Ascomycota; Sordariomycetes; Glomerellales; Glomerellaceae
Exons: 2
Coding region: 1-699 (232 amino acids)
Molecular function (GO): monooxygenase activity; FAD binding
Source: RefSeq, a predicted model, not a curated record